UCUUUGUGGGGAUUAAACAAGCUCAGAUGUAAAAGCUGGAUUGAGUAAUUAAAGGAGAUGUCAAAUCCUUACCUAGUUUUAACACACAUGGCGUGACCCCCGUUCCAAGGAAAUGCUUUCUGGCACAGUAUACGCUCUUAUUUGAGAUGUAGAUUAUUUGUGCAAUACAAUCUCUAAUCAAUAAAUGGUAGUGAGGUGGUUUGUCUUGUAUUGCCAUUGGUCCAUUUCACAACAAUAUGGGGUAUUUUCCACAUAAUAAGCACAUAAUUAGUUUUUCUGCUUCCUUCAAGGUUCUUGCUGUGACAAGCAGGAGAGGAUCCACAUUUAGUUAGUGAAAGAAUGGGAAGGAAAAGAGCAUCCUUGGCUUCACAGCUUUUUGCAGAGCUCAUGUCUGACCAAAGGGGGGCAGCAGAAGCUUUAGUAACUGCAGGUGUUGAAUUUUAACUCAUGGACUGUUAUUGUUUUGAUUUUUCUGUCAGUGUGCUGCUCCAUUCCUGAGGCCAAGCUGAAAUAUGAACUAACACUUCAAUUUAAUAACUUUAAGCAUCAACACACACACACACACACACACACACACACAUAUAUAUAUAUAUGUAUAGUUACCUCAUUCCUAGAAGUAAAUUGAUAAGUCAUUACAGAUUUGGCAUUUUGAUUCUGAUGAUUUUUUUUUUUCCUUAAAAUAAUAGAGUGCUUUACUGGUAUCCUAUGAGAAAUGGGAGUUUUGCAGCAAAAAAUAAAUAUGAACAAAAUACAAAAAGGAUUUUGAAUAAGAUUUAUGAAAAACUAAAUACCGCGGUGCAAAAUAACAAGACCCAUUCUAUUUGUAAGGUUUAUUGACAUGAUACUUCAAAUGUGUAUUUUUUUAAUCCCUUUAGCUUAUGUACAAUCUCUUAAUAUAUUUAAUACAUUAAAAGUAGUCGUAAUAGUUGCAAAUUAAUUAUCAACUGACUUAUGAAUUAAGUAAUUUUGUCAGCUAUAUGGGAUUCACUAAGAAAACGGAUAUGUACUUUAGGAUUAAAUUAUUGUAAUUUAAUCAUCCUGAGUACUUUAGGUAUUUUGAGCACAUUUUGAUUGCAAUACCUCUCCACUUUUACUGAAGUAACAAUGAAUACACAACUGUUACUUUUAACUGAGUUUUCCCAUGGUGAGGUACAGCUUUAUGUUGGGAAAUUUGUAUUCACCACCACACAUAUUACUUUAUUUUAAGUUAAAAAAAUCCUGAAGUGUAAACAGAGAAAUAAUAUUGUACUUAAGUAUUUACGUACAGGCUGAAACUUAGUUUCUUCAUGCACUGGUCAAUUUUGACAUUUUUGGGUAUUCUGCUUCCAUAAUAUGCCUUCUUUCAGGCUCGUGAAAAGAAAAAUGCACAUUUAUGAGGCUUUUUAAAAAAAACAACAAUAUUUUGUCUAUUUAAAAUUUAAAUUAGCACGUUUAAUAGAUAAGACCUGAUAUCCAUAUUUCGGAAAACUAUGUCUAAAUAAAAAUAAUCAGCUGAGGAAAUUUUAUAGUCAUAUCUUUUAUUUUUAAUUUUCUUCCGUUAAUAGUAGUUUCCAAUAAAUAUAUAUGGAAUUUUACAAUGACUUUCAAAGUUGUUUUCUGAAAAUAAAUUGUUUUAUCCCCCUCGACUUAUACUGAAAGCCAAAAAAAAAUCCCCUUCAGUAGUAUUUACAUGCACCAAACGAUUAGUUGUAUUCCUAUUUAUAUUCUGAAGGAUUUUACUGAAGGAGUGGUUGAUUUAUAAUUCAUAACCUAAUUUAUUAAACAUUUUAUUCAUUUUUUUCUGGCCCUUGACGGCGUUUUCUGAUUUGUGAACUGAUUUUAAAAAAAGAUUUCCAAAAAUCUAUGUUAUUAAGUCAACAAAAUGAAAUAACAAGCUGUCUUUUUCUCCAAAGUCCAGAUUUCUGUUUUGGAAAUGCAAAUUAGAAGGUUUUGACACAUAUUUAUGAAAACUUGUAAUGCUAAAAUCAUUGCAUUUAUUAAUGUGGAAGUUACUUUCAACUAUAGAGUGAGUAAACAAACUUGGUUAAUUCAUGCCUUUAAAGAAGUUGUUUUUUAAAACUUCUCAGCUUAUACCGCAUACUGUGUAGUUUUCUAUACAAAGUAGAAAAAAUAUAAAAGAGGGUUAUUCUGUGUCAGCCGGGGUAACGACAUCAUAGUCUGAAACAGCCACCAGGAGUCAGACACAAACGGCAGCUCCGGAGCAAGAAUUUGCCAUUAAGGUAAGUUUAAGACCCAACAGAAAGUCACACACAAUGAGCUAAAUGACGGCCUAUUUAGAGUUGUUUCUCUAUAAAGCAAACUACUUUUUAUUUACAGUGUGUAAUGUUAAUGCGUUUGUAAAUACGCGUUUUAAUAUGGCGACAACCCGGAUCCGAACGUUAGCUUGUGCCAACGUCUUUGCUCCGUGCUAGCUGACGUUAGCCUAACAAAAGUUUACAAGCUAGCUGUGCUUAUUACGACUUCCAUUUUUGAGUUAAAGUGAUCAAAUUUACCACUACCAGUGAUGUUUAAGCAAACUUGUUCCAAAAAAUAUUUAUGCAAUGUUCCCAGGCUCAAAUUUAAAAGCUCUAACACCACAGUUAAAUAAUUUCAAUAUGUGCACUGUAAGACAGUAUUUUCCUGAUCUCAUCCUGUCCUCCCACAGGAAAUAUGUCCUUUUCUACAGCUUCUAAAACCAUCCAUGUGCCAUCCUCAUCCAGAGAGCAGACCUGUGACUCUGUUGGGCUGAUUUUGAGCCAAGGUGGGUGUUUGACCUACGAUCAGGGGCAGAUGUUGGGUUCAGAGCUUGGUCUGAUGGAGAUGUCAGAGGUUGAAUAUUCACACCUUCAGCACCUCAUCCAAGCAGACAUGGAGGCCCAGGCCAGGCGUCCACAUUGUCCAGACGCCAGAUCCUACCCAGCUGCUGUCGUGGUUAAAGACGUCCCUGAAUCCGCAGUGAUUUGUCCAUUCACUGCCACUCAAGCUAUUGACCUGUCUACUUCCAGUGAUGACCACUGUCUGGUGAUGCCAGGACAAAGGACACCAGCCUCUUAUGGAGAUGUCCCUGGUUUUGUGCUCGCCAAAAUCAGAGGUGAAGAAAGCACGAGUGAAGUACUUGCCAACAGCAGUAAAACUUCACAGAAGAGAAGUGGAUCAGCUGCCAGAGUUUGCUUGGAGAAAAGAUUUAACACAGUGUCUGCUGACACCCCAAGGCAGCAAGAUAUUCAGUCUGCAGUUCUUAGCAAUUUUUUGACAGUACUUAAGCAGACAGCAGGGGCAGUCAUACAUCCCCAAAAGCAGAAGUGGAUGAAAACCGUCAAAGCAGAUUGUUUUAAGGUUUCUACCUCAUAUGCAGGCAGUGAUUUUGAGCCUGUCACCAACAUAUGUGGGCAGGUAAUUGCCCACAUGGUGGAACCUAAUAAACAUCAGGGUGUAAUCAUUCCAAAGACACUUGUGUUGAAUUUUCAGCCAGACAGGGUUGUUGCAACAGCUCAGUAUACCAGCAGCAGCAACCCAGCAGAAGAGCAGAAGAUGACGAAGACUGAAAAGGAUAAUGCGACACUUGCUGCUUUUAGGAGUCUUUGUAGCACACAAAGCUUUCAACCAAAGGCUGCUAGAGCUGCCACAUGCUCAUCUGGAGAUCCACGGGGCGGCGCCAGGAAAAGAACUUUCCCUCGUCUGUCCCCCGGUGAGCGCCGAGGGAGACACAACAUUAAGGAGAGGGAACGCAGGAAGAAGAUUCGUUUGUGCUGCGAUGAGCUGAACAUGAUGGUGCCGUUCUGUGGCUCAGAAACAGACAAAGCCACCACGCUGCAGUGGACCACGGCCUUCUUGAGAUACAUCAAUAAGAUGUAUGGCGACACCUUCAAAGAGGAGUUUGAGAAGGUCUUCACUUGUGAGACAGGAGUCCUUCUUAAAUCCAUAUCUCCUUCAGGUCAGGACCCAAUCCAGCAGGACAUGGAGAAGACACUUUCCGUUGCAGCAGAGCAAUGACACCCUCAUUGUUUUAUCCAGUCCGUCAGCCACAAACAUGAGUACAAUCUAAUUUAACAUUUAUAGUAGCUUUGCUUUUCAGUGUUGCUACGUUGAUUGUUGUUAUAUUUUAAACGACCAAACAUGUCCUUUUGAAUGUAUUGCAGUGUUUUAGGAUGCAAUGCUGUGAUGUGGUCGGUUUGCUUCAGUUGCGUCUCAAGACCACAUUGCAUUUGGAUUGCCACAACCUUCUUCUACUAGAUAUACAAACCUCCUGUAAAAACAUGUAUUAAAGAAGAGGGACUUUUGACACACAGGUGGCACUGUUUCCCUUUGAAAAACAGAUGAGAUAGUGCUCUAAUUGGCAGACUCCUGCUCUUUACCUCUUCCAUUUUAAUAAUAUUUGCAUCUUUUAUAAGCUUGGUUCAAAUUUGCACUUUGAUUAAAUGUUUUUAUUAGUUGUUUGGUUAAACUUUUUUAAAAUGUUCCCCAGCUUGUGGCCUACUAACUUCUGUUUUCUAUUUAUAUAUUUAUGCAU
Acanthochromis polyacanthus (spiny chromis) is the source of this 4489-nucleotide messenger RNA. Its product is annotated as transcription factor-like 5 protein. Gene Ontology annotation, biological process: spermatogenesis; regulation of DNA-templated transcription. The transcript has 6 exons. NCBI's taxonomy places the organism in Eukaryota, Metazoa, Chordata, Actinopteri, Pomacentridae. Gene Ontology annotation, molecular function: DNA-binding transcription factor activity, RNA polymerase II-specific; RNA polymerase II cis-regulatory region sequence-specific DNA binding; protein dimerization activity. Gene Ontology annotation, cellular component: nucleus. The record is from RefSeq and is a predicted model, not a curated record. The coding region runs from base 2650 to 3972 and encodes 440 amino acids.